AUGAUGUUCGUCUGCCAGGUGGCGUACGUCGGCUGGUCGGCGACGCUCGCCGUCGGCUACAUGUGCGUGUCGCUUCACGGCGGCCGCACGCAGACGCGCGACGACGACGCGCGCGAUGGCGACCUUCGGCCAGCGCUUGACCGACGCGACGCCCGAGAUGGUCAGAUCGGUGAGGCUCGCUCGCCGCACCUCUUUCUCGUCGUCGCGCUGCUCGCCGCGUCGCUCGGCGUCGUCUGCGCGGCGCUGCAGGCGUUCGCCGUCGUCGUCGUCUACGGCGUUCGCUCGCCGACGCCGCCCGCCGCCUGGCCGUGGUGGGGCUACCAGCUCGGCUUCCGUGCCUGCGAGCUGGCGAUGGCGUCGACAAUCAGCUACGUCGCCACGCGGCCGCUCUACCGACGCAAGCGCGCCCCCUGCUGCGGAGCCAGUGCCGCCCUCUGCCGACCGUGGCGACGCAAACCGAAGGCGGCGCCUGGCGGCGACAGCAGUCCGUUCUGGGUGGAGAGCAGCGCGGGGCGCCACCUGGUGGACAGCUUUUACGGCGAGAAGCUGCGACGACCCGAGGAGGACCGGCUGCCGCUGCGAGCGAUGGAGGCGCCCCCUGGUGGCGGCACGCCGGCUCGCGCGCUGCGGCCGACGUCGGACACGUCGGAGAAAUCGCGGUCGUCGCGGUCGUCGCGCGAGAAGGCGUCGCGGCCGACGUCCAUGAUCGUCAGCGACAACGGCUUUAUCCGCUUCCGCAAGGACACGAUGGAUAUCGGAGAGGGCAUUGAGAUGACGGACGAGGAACAGACGGACCUGGAUUCCAGCACGCCAACGAGCCCCUACCGCGGCUGCGACGACAACACCGUCGGCUGGACCACCCCCGCCGCCGGCGGCAGCUACACCUACCGGCAGGUCCCCGAAGCUGACCGCUGGGAGUCCCCGCCGCUGGUCGAGGGAGAGGAUGAGGAAGAGGAGGAUGAGGGAGAGGGGGACUUCGCGGGGUUUCGGCCUCCGUCGAGCAUUAAUUUGAACGCGAGCAUAGAGGAGGAGCUCAACCAGCGGCUACUGCGCGAGUACAACCGCAUACGCGGUUUCUCGAGCUUCCGGCGCGCGCCGUCCAUGGUCACGGUGUCGCCUCCCGGCGACGACGACGACGACGACGACGACGACAACGGGGACGACCGUCACGCUGCCUCGAUGGUAGAUCUCGACGCGAACGUCGCCGACAGGGGGCGCUGCGGCGGCGACAACCGCUCGUGCGUCUCGCUGCGGGAGCGCGCGGCGGCGGCGCCGGGGGUCAUGGUGAGGUCAAACAGCGACGUGCCGAUCCGGCAUGCCGCGGCGACGUCGGCGGCGACGUCGUGGGAGAGGUAUCUGCCGCUGCUGGCGGCCGGACACGCGGCGACGACGUCGGCAGAGAGACGUCGGCUGGGCAGCCAGAUCUCAGCCCGAGGGAUACCCGUGCCAGUUCCGACGAUAUGCAUCACAGACGAAACCAGAUGUUACCUCGUGCUGCCACCUGUAGGACUAGAACUCGAUGAUCAGUGA
Molecule: messenger RNA, 1530 nt
Organism: Priapulus caudatus
Lineage: Eukaryota; Metazoa; Priapulida; Priapulimorpha; Priapulimorphida; Priapulidae
Exons: 3
Coding region: 1-1530 (509 amino acids)
Source: RefSeq, a predicted model, not a curated record